ACUCCAAGUACAAUACACGCGAGCGCAGCAAGCAGGGAGGAUCCAGGCAUCGCAAUCAGCCAAGCCGUCGAGGCCUUCUCCUUCUCCCCCGCGAGUGUCGUCUCUUCAGCCUCUCCUCACCCAUCAUUCCACAGCCCUCACUCCUCACCCAAAAAUCUGCUCUCAAAGUUCCCAUGGCCGUAUCUAUCACAUUCUCCCGGCUCCUCUCCACCACCGCAACUUCCACCGCCACCGCCACCUCAUCUCGCCUCCCUCCCAAAGCAUUUUCAUCCACCCUCUCUUCUAAAUUCUCUAUUACGCCUUCAUCCCUCAAAUUCAACCAUCGCCGCCCUAUUUCUCUCCCACUCGCUGCUUCUUUCACUACCAAAUCCACCAUUUCCGCCACCAUCUCCGUCGGCGACAAGCUCCCCGAAGCCACCUUUUCCUUCCUCGACCCUGCCGGCGAUGUCAAGACCGUCACCGUUUCCGAACUCACUAAGAGCAAGAAGGCCAUUUUCUUUGCUGUUCCCGGCGCCUUCACCCCAACCUGUUCCCAGAAGCACGUUCCGGGCUUCGUCGAGAAAUCCGCCGAGCUCAAAUCGAAAGGCGUCGAUACAAUCGCCUGCAUUUCGGUCAAUGACGCCUUCGUGAUGAAGGCGUGGAAGGAAAACUUGAAGGUCAACGACGAGGUGCUUCUCUUGUCAGACGGCAACGGGACGUUCACCAAGGCGAUUGGGUGCGAGCUCGAUUUGAGUGACAAGCCUGUUGGAUUGGGUGUGCGGUCUAGGCGGUACGCUCUUCUGGCUGAGGAUGGUGUUGUGAAGGUCUUGAACUUGGAGGAAGGUGGUGCGUUCACAUUCAGUGGUGCAGAGGAUAUGCUGAAAGUGCUCUAAAAUCUAAAACCAUGUUUUCACUUAUCAAGUUGGGAUUGGAAAGGAUUUUAUAUUGAACUUGUUCAGUACCAGCAAAUGCGAGCAAGAACCAAAUUGAAUAAUUUUGUUUUUUUAGUUCUCACGUUGUCAUUCCCACAUAGUUUGUACAUGGCAGGGCAAUACUUCUAGGUGACUAUUUAAUUUAUUUCUAAUACAUGUGCAAUAGUUUGUAUGUGGCAACUAAAUGCCUUGUCUAUUGUUUUAGAAUGUCAAAUUAAUGAUUGGCCAUUUAUUUAUUCCCAGUAUAAACGUAUAACACUUAUACAGAUGUUUAUAGUGCACUUUGUUAU
Messenger RNA from Neltuma alba, 1201 nucleotides. RefSeq names its product peroxiredoxin-2E, chloroplastic-like. Gene Ontology annotation, cellular component: cytoplasm. The record is from RefSeq and is a predicted model, not a curated record. NCBI's taxonomy places the organism in Eukaryota, Viridiplantae, Streptophyta, Magnoliopsida, Fabales, Fabaceae. The coding region runs from base 174 to 872 and encodes 232 amino acids. Gene Ontology annotation, biological process: cell redox homeostasis; cellular response to oxidative stress; hydrogen peroxide catabolic process. The transcript has 2 exons. Gene Ontology annotation, molecular function: thioredoxin peroxidase activity.